AUCCCCUUCUGUCAUUGAGAAUUUAACCUGGGAAUUCUAUUAGCAAUUGCCUUUUAAACAACCUUAGCUCGCAACUAAGACUUCCUCAUUAUGCCAUGGUCAUUUUUCCAAAGGCAGAGGCUGGCAAGACAAAGGAAAGAGCUUGAAGCUUACUACCGCCAAAAAGUGAAAUGGAUUAACCCAGCCGAUCAGCACGCUACAAAAGUCGAAGUUACGGUUACGUUAAGCAAUGACAAAGAAUAUACUCUUAGGGUCUCUCUUCCAUCAGACUUUCCCAAUUCCUGCCCUUCGAUGAUUGUUAGUGUACCCCGUUAUUGUCUGAAGAAAAAGAAUGGCUCUUUCCUGAACGUUUCCAGCGGCGAAGAUCACACCUUGCCGAGUAAAGAUGGCUGCACACAGAUCUGUCACUGUAGACCGGACUUAUGGCGGAAUGAUUAUACUUUAUACCAGGUGAUUACCAAAGGUGUAACUUGGCUUGAAGCUUACGAGGUGCAUCUUGAGACUGGUGAUCCGCUCGAUUGGUAUCUACAAGCCGAUGAAAGCUUCCUUUUGGAUGGGGUUGUCAAAGAACUGCAAUAAUCUGCAUGGUCUUUAUCAUUANUU
Orbicella faveolata is the source of this 603-nucleotide messenger RNA. RefSeq lists its product as uncharacterized. The record is from RefSeq and is a predicted model, not a curated record. NCBI's taxonomy places the organism in Eukaryota, Metazoa, Cnidaria, Anthozoa, Scleractinia, Merulinidae.